UAGUGAUUAUAUUAUGCUCUUUGGUUAUUUGUGCCUCUGAGAUACAGUGCUGUCGUUUGUACGUUACGUGUUGUUAUUUUGUGCAUUGUAUUGAAAUAACGAAGUGAAAUGAACCCUGUUCUUACUUUGUGAUACGAAUUUAUGCAGUCAAAAUGUUGCUCGGGCCACAAAAAUCUAAAGUCAGUGAGAACAAAUAUGCCAAACCAUACUGUCAGUGUUUCAAGAAACGUGAACCUGUGCCACGGAAGCAGGUGAACCCUUGUUCAUGUGGGGAGGACGUUGAAGUACGCGAAUGGAAAUGGCAGCAGCCCGAUGAAAGCCAGAGUUGGCUUGUGUUCGAAGACAACCAGAAGCAAGUCACAUUCCAUCCGUUCUACAGUUCCGGCACAGCUGCCGUGCGAGGAGACGCUGCUUUCAACAGGGACCAUCAUUAUUACUGGGAAAUCAAGAUGCUAACAGCCACAUAUGGCACUGAUAUUAUGGUAGGCAUCGGCACCGACAAAGUCAACAUCGCCGACAGCCGCUUCAGGUUCACGUCUCUCCUCGGCGAGGACGAACAUUCUUACGGCCUGUCGUACAAAGGUGCAGUGCAGCACGACGCGAAGAAGGCCGACAGCCCGGGGUUCUGUCGCGGCUCCAUAGUUGGCGUGCGCGUGGAUAUGUGGCAGGGCACACUGGAGUUCUACCUCAACAGGGAGCCGCAAGGCAUAUCAUUCUACAACCUCCGCCGCCAUCAAAACCUGUUCCCGAUGGUGUGCUCCACCGCAGCGCAGUCAACCAUGCGACUGAUAUACGCUGCAUCAUGGCGGGCGUCGUUACUGGUCGACGCAGCAAAGAUAUUGUCAGCUUCAGUCAGUGAGGAAGAACGAGCGAGGAUACCGCCGGGGCUGUGGAGGCUGUUGAGGCCGCAUUUCUGGAUGCUGAUGCCUACUGAAGCGCAGUCAAUCAUGCGACUGAUAUACGCUGCAUCAUGGCGGGCGUCGUUACUGGUCGACGCAGCAAAGAUAUUGUCAGCUUCAGUCAGUGAGGAAGAACGAGCGAGGAUGCAGUGUAAAAAAGGUUGUGGGCAUGCCCAUCUUGCCCACAACGGUGGAUCCGCGCCUGCGAGGAUACCGCCGGGGCUGUGGAGGCUGUUGAGGCCGCAUUUCUGGAUGCUGAUGCCUACUGAAGGUGAGUUGUCUAAUGUACUGGUCGACGUAGCUAUAACUAUAUCCAUGGUGUGUUCCACCGCAGCGCAGUCAAUCAUGCGAAUGAUAUACGCUGCAUCAUGGCGGGCGUCGUUACUGGUCGACGCAGGAAAGAUAUUGUCAGCUUCAGUCAGUGAGGAAGAACGAGCGAGGAUACCGCCGGGGCUGUGGAGGCUGUUGAGGCCGCAUUUCUGGAUGCUGAUGCCUACUGAAGAUUGCCUUCCCGACACAUCUCAACAAGAGUCUCCCAUGGACUUUGAGGAAGUCAGCGAUAGCGUGCUGAGCGCACUGUUUCCAAGCCCGUACAUGAACGGGUUGUACGUGGACAGCGUGCAGCCCGGCUACCGUCUCGUCGUAUGGGAGGACACCGGCAUCGUCAACUGAUAACCUAGAAUAAUAUAGUGUCUACUGAAAUCAGUACUAAUUCCUAAUGGUCCCAUUGUGGAUUUUAAAGUGAAAGGUGUGACGAGUUUAGUACAAUGCAGAACACAUCGUAUAGUACUGGAUCAACUGCAUGGCUUACAAUAUACCAACAUUAUAUAUAUCUAUAUGCGUGCUGCAUUACAUUACACAUGCGAUGUGAUUUGACCUUAAGUCUAAUCAUAUUUAAGCAUAGGUUGUAACUACUUACUUUAUUACUAAUAUCUUCCCUUCCCUUUGAGCAAUUAUGUUUUAUACCAUUAGGCCCUGGU
Molecule: messenger RNA, 1879 nt
Organism: Cydia strobilella
Lineage: Eukaryota; Metazoa; Arthropoda; Insecta; Lepidoptera; Tortricidae
Exons: 8
Coding region: 153-1571 (472 amino acids)
Biological process (GO): proteasome-mediated ubiquitin-dependent protein catabolic process
Cellular component (GO): SCF ubiquitin ligase complex
Molecular function (GO): protein binding
Source: RefSeq, a predicted model, not a curated record